AAAAUGUCAUGUUGAUAUCUAAGUGUGCCAAGGGCAAUGCCUACACAAGAUUAUUGGUAUGACAUAAGUGUAUGUGUAUGUACACAAUGGAACGUUGUCUAAUAGUCUCAAUAUUGUUGUUGUGUUCCUUAUCUGGUAGUGUAACAGGUUUAAAAUGCUACACCUGUGAUGAUGUUGCCCAGCCGUCUCUAUGUAAUGUAUCACAAGUAUGUUCCCAGCCAGGUCAGGCAUGUAUACAAGCAGAAAAUGUGAAUGCCGAUUUCCAAUUUUCCUACAAGUUAGGCUGUGGUGGAAUUCAGUACUGUCAUGGUUCGAAGAAGAGAAAUUUAAGACACCUUUGCUGUUCUACCGAUCUGUGCAACAAAUAUAACAUUUCAAGUUCUACGAUACAGUCAACAACAACUGUAUCUCCUACAACAUUACGUACAACUCAGUCAACAACAACUGUAUCUCCUACAACAAAACGUACAACACAAACGACACUGACGUCACAACAAACAACAACACAUGCUACUGUUGCUCCGCCACACUUUGAAAAUGAUUGCAGAGGGAAUGUUGGGUAUUAUUUAUGGAAUCACAAAUGCUAUUAUUUGACUGCACAUGAAACAUCGUGGGAUAAAACGAGGCAUGAUCACCAUGGUGAUCCGUGUAAAGAACACCAUAUGCAUAUGGCUGUCUUAAGUUCCGACGCAGAACAUGUAGCCCUUGUUAAAUUUAUUCGUCACAUCUACAAAUACCAUGAUGCUGUUUGGCUUGGCGGGUCUUACAUACACAGUCAACAUGAAUGGCAAUGGAUUACUGACAGCCACGGGCACAUACAUACAGACGAUCAUCAUUGGCAUUCGCAUUCGGAACCCAAUGACCAUCAAUGUGUGGCUCUUAUCGACGACAAAUGGAGAAGUAGACCUUGUAGUGCUGAGUACAGACACCUAUGUGAAACAUGGAGUCAAUGAAUAAAGAUAUAAGAAAGUG
Mytilus trossulus (common blue mussel) is the source of this 972-nucleotide messenger RNA. RefSeq lists its product as uncharacterized. Gene Ontology annotation, biological process: regulation of natural killer cell mediated cytotoxicity. The record is from RefSeq and is a predicted model, not a curated record. Gene Ontology annotation, molecular function: signaling receptor activity. Bases 72 to 953 code for a protein of 293 amino acids. Gene Ontology annotation, cellular component: cell surface; plasma membrane. The transcript is spliced from 8 exons. NCBI's taxonomy places the organism in Eukaryota, Metazoa, Mollusca, Bivalvia, Mytilida, Mytilidae.